Erythranthe guttata (spotted monkey flower) is the source of this 1578-nucleotide messenger RNA. Its product is annotated as E3 ubiquitin-protein ligase WAV3. Lineage: Eukaryota; Viridiplantae; Streptophyta; Magnoliopsida; Lamiales; Phrymaceae. The record is from RefSeq and is a predicted model, not a curated record.
AUGGCUUCUUCAGAAACCCUAAAUAUUAAUCAAUUACCCGUGUCGAACGGCGGCCCUAAACUCGAACCAGAGGCCGUUCAAUUCUCCGAUGACGACCCCCUUCUAGAAGCUUCUUCUUCGUCUUCUUCAACCGUCGCCUUACAGAAAGUGACCAUCAAAGCCGUACCCGAGUGCGACGCGCUCGUCGCUUCGAAAUCGGUACCUCAAUUCACAGUUCUAAUCGGACUAAAGGCGCCCCCUUUACCUCCUUCUCAACGCGGGGCCCCAGUCGACCUUGUUACGGUUCUUGAUGUCAGUCGCAGCAUGCACGGAACAAAGCUGAAUCUCCUUAAACGGGCCGUAAAUUUCGUGAUCGAUGAAUUGGGCCCUUCUGACCGACUCUCGAUAGUAUCUUUCUCCAAUCAAGCUCGGAGAAUAUUCCGUUUGUCAAGAAUGACGGAGAGUGGGCGAAGAGAUGCCAAGCUCGCCGUUGACUCGCUCUUGACAAGUAGCGGCACGAAUAUAGUCGAUGGCCUCAAAAAGGGUUCGCGGGUUCUCGAAGAACGGCGUUACAAGAAUCCGGUCACGAGCAUCAUGUUCUUGUCCGACGGAAACGACCACUACAAUGGUCGUGGCCCGUAUUUUCAUUUAUUGCCUCCUUCGAUUUACCCUGGAAAUAAUAGCGGGCCCCACGAAAAUGUAGAGACUAUACCUGUCCACUCGUUCGCUUUUGGGUCGGACCACGAUCCGGUUACGAUGCACGCGAUUUCCGAUGCGUCGGGAGGUACUUUCUCAUUCAUCGAGUCGUACGAGAUGGUGCAGGGCGCGUUCGCCAGCUGCAUCGGCGGUCUUUUGAGCGUGGUGACUCGUGGGCUCCACUUGUCGCUGAGGUCAGCCUCAAAAGGUGUGGUGAUGAAAUCGAUACCUUCCGGAAGGUACGCGAGCGAAAUCACCAAUCGAGGGUCGAAAGCCCUCAUCAAUGUAGGCGACCUCUACGCGGACGAAGAGAAAGAAUUCUUGAUCAAUUUAUCCGUCGCCGCGCGGAAGACGUUGCUUUUGGACAUUGUGUGUUCUUACAUUGACGUGGUGUCGGAGAAGGAGACGGUGGAGAUCGAGAGCGUCGAGAUAAGACGUGUAAAGACCGUUUCGCCCUCGGACACGAAGGUGAAGUUGGAGGUCGAUCGGCAGAGGAACCGGCUACAUGCGGCGGAGAGCAUUGCGGAGGCACAAAAGAUGGCGGAAAUGGGAGAUGUAACGGGGGCGCGUGAUUUGCUAGCCAAGGGUAGAACGGACAUUCUCGGUUCUUCUUCGGCUCAAGCGGGGGAUGAUAUGUGCGUGUGGCUCGAAGAAGAUAUGAAAGAGACCGAGAGAAGAAUGGGGAGUGCGGAACAAUAUCAAAAAGAGGGUCGAGCGUACGCACUCUCGGGUAUGAGCUCGCACGGUGCACAAAGGGCGACGACGAAAGGGAAAAAAGUCGUCGGAGCGGAAAGACGAUAUAGUCCUUAUUCGACUAAAAGUAUGGCUCUUAUGGUUGUCAAAGCCGAGCAACUUAGCGACGACGAGACGAAGCCGAUUAUUAAGAAGGAGCCGGAGAAUUAG